Messenger RNA from Symphalangus syndactylus (siamang), 1699 nucleotides. RefSeq names its product parkin coregulated (gene PACRG). Gene Ontology annotation, cellular component: neuron projection; vesicle; cytosol. The record is from RefSeq and is a predicted model, not a curated record. Lineage: Eukaryota; Metazoa; Chordata; Mammalia; Primates; Hylobatidae. Gene Ontology annotation, molecular function: Hsp90 protein binding; Hsp70 protein binding.
CUGGGUUAAAUCCUCCAAGCCUCCCCGCCCACGCGCCCGGCCCUAGAAAUACGCACGCGCAGAGGGUACGCAGCCCAGGGCCUGCUGGGAGUCGUAGUUUUAACGCGUAGUUUCUCCUCACGCCUCCUGCCUCCAGCCCCACACCGCCGCCCUUUCCGGCUUCAGGCCUAGGAAUCUUACGACACCGGGGGGCGGGGCUAUGCGCCGGCAGUGUUGACCAGUCGCUUAGCAACCGAGAGGCUUACUUUUGGAAGCUUGUUACCGCUCUAGCCACGGUCCUGCCCUCUUCCCGCCACGCCCCUCCCCUAAACUCCCUUCACCUAGGAGCUGCCAAACAUCUGGAUCAACCUGGGCACUACGAGGGGUUGAAUUUCUACCAUUAACGCGCCUUUUGACAUUUUUUUCCCGACCUCCUGCUCACAUGCGUAAAACCCACUGAAUCUUUUACUACACUUUUUAUGAGAACAAGACAUUUUCUAGGAAGAUGGUGGCAGAAAAAGAGACCCUGAGCUUAAACAAAUGCCCAGACAAGAUGCCGAAGAGGACCAAGCUGCUGGCCCAACAGCCGCUCCCGGUGCACCAGCCUCACUCCCUGGUUUCUGAGGGCUUCACAGUCAAAGCCAUGAUGAAAAACUCAGUCGUGAGAGGCCCUCCAGCUGCAGGGGCAUUUAAAGAAAGACCAACCAAGCCCACAGCAUUUCGAAAAUUCUAUGAGCGAGGUGACUUCCCAAUUGCCCUUGAGCAUGAUUCGAAAGGAAACAAGAUCGCCUGGAAGGUAGAAAUUGAGAAGCUGGAUUACCAUCAUUAUCUGCCUCUGUUUUUUGAUGGGCUUUGUGAAAUGACAUUUCCCUAUGAGUUUUUUGCUCGGCAAGGAAUCCACGACAUGCUGGAACACGGUGGGAACAAGAUCCUACCUGUCCUUCCACAGCUCAUUAUCCCGAUAAAAAAUGCCUUGAACCUCCGAAACCGACAGGUCAUCUGUGUCACUCUCAAGGUCCUCCAGCAUCUGGUUGUGUCAGCUGAGAUGGUGGGCAAUGCCCUGGUGCCUUAUUACCGUCAAAUCCUCCCUGUCCUGAACAUCUUUAAGAAUAUGAAUGGGUCUCACUCUUUGCCCAGGCUGGAGUGCAGUGGCACGAUCAUGGCUCGCUGCAACCUUGACCACCUGGGCUCAAGUGAUCCUCCCACCUCAGCCUCUCAAGUAGCUGAGAUUAUAGUGAACUCCGGAGAUGGCAUUGACUACAGCCAGCAGAAGAGGGAGAACAUUGGUGACUUGAUCCAGGAGACGCUGGAGGCCUUCGAGCGCUACGGAGGAGAAAAUGCCUUUAUCAACAUUAAGUACGUGGUCCCAACCUACGAGUCUUGCUUGCUAAACUAACAGUGGCAGCAGCUGGGACUUGAAGCCUCCCGUUGGUGUUGGGAUCAUCUGUCUCUGCUGCUUUUAGCAUCUCAUUCCUUGUGACUUCCACAGCUUUCUUUUCUACAGCUGCUAAAACAGUGGCUUAUGGGCCAUUGGACUGUUAGCCCUAUUGAGAGCAAGGCUUUCCAAUACAUAAAUAGUGCCUGUUUCUUAGAUUACAAUAGUGUACUGUGCUUAUUUGUUCUAUGAGAAGAAUUGCUUCUUUAUACAGCUCCGACAGAAGCAGGAGUCCGAGUUAAACCUUCAGUUGUAUAGACAAUAAACUAUAAUUUUCAUACGCAA